AGAAACUUGGGAGGACACACAUAAAAAGCAUUGUGGUGGGAUAAGGGAGAGAGAGAGAUGGGACACGUAAUUCGGCUGCUGAUAAACCCUUCUUCUUCUUCUUCUUCGCCCCUUCUCCAUCUCCGACGCCGGACUCUAGACACUAACUCUGUCUUCUCUCUGCGAACCUCGAUUACCAGAAGCAAGGGAAGAUUCACUUGCCUUUUCUCCGGCAACCAGAGAGAGGAGCAAGCUCGUAGAUCAUUGGAAAACGCUCUUGGUGAGAAGAAAAAUGAGUUCGAGAAGUGGGACCAAGAGAUCAAGAAGAGAGAAGAAUCCGGUGGCGGAAAUGGUGGCAAUGGAGGAGGAGGAGGAGGCUGGUUUGGAGGUGGCGGUUGGUUCGGCGGCGGCGAUCAUUUCUGGAAAGAAGCACAACAGAUUACCAUUACCCUCUUAGCAAUACUUCUCGUGUAUAUGGUGGUUGCGAAAGGUGAAGUAAUGGCUGCAUUUGUGUUAAACCCGUUGUUGUAUGCGUUGCGAGGAACACGAGAAGGUCUGACUUCACUAAGCUCAAAACUCAUGGGAGGAAAAGCUUCGAAAGUGAGUGGAGAUAGCUCAGAGGAGAUAUGGAAGAAGGAAGGUUUCGCUGAUGUCUCUGCUAAAGAGAGCGUUGUCCGGAAAUGGGGAAGUGACUGAAACAGAGUUCUCAAAACAUCAAGAUGAGAUCAAAUGCAAUCGAAACCUUUCCAGUUUUUGUAAUGAAAUAUAGGAUAUGUAUUCUUUUGUGGAACAAGAAGAGGAGUAGUAACCCCAUCAUCGUUGAUUAAGCCUUCUUAAACAACAAUCAAGUCUCGGCUAUGUUCUUAUUUGUUAUGUGUAAUCGUACAUCUUAAUCAGUACUAGCGUAGAUCAUGUGCCAUACGCGAAUGUAGAUCAUAUUGGUUUAUGGUCGAUUGCUAUUACAAUUUACAAGCAAGGAAGCAACUGAAGUUACAA
This is a messenger RNA of Thlaspi arvense, 975 nucleotides long. Lineage: Eukaryota; Viridiplantae; Streptophyta; Magnoliopsida; Brassicales; Brassicaceae. The record is from the annotation of a GenBank genome assembly.